Molecule: messenger RNA, 795 nt
Organism: Cyprinus carpio (common carp)
Lineage: Eukaryota; Metazoa; Chordata; Actinopteri; Cypriniformes; Cyprinidae
Product: G2/M phase-specific E3 ubiquitin-protein ligase-like
Exons: 5
Coding region: 154-744 (196 amino acids)
Molecular function (GO): ubiquitin-protein transferase activity
Source: RefSeq, a predicted model, not a curated record
GAGGGUGUGAGUCACUUUUUCCUCUCAACUUGCAUGAACAAGCUAAAGUCUGGGUUUUGCUUCAACUUUGCAAACACUGCUGUUACACAUCUCUUUGAUGGACAGCCAGGCCAUUUAGUGCCCUCAGCCUCUUAGUUUCUCGUGGAAAGUGACAUGUUCGUCAUGGCAGGCAGAAUGGUGGGGCACUCCUUUGUUCAUGGAGGACCAUUCCUGUCAGGGCUUAGCCCUGCUGUUGUGCAUGUCCUGUUUGGAGGAAGCCCGGAAACUCCAACAGUAACACCAGAGGACUGUCCAGACCUAGACAUCCAUGAAACUAUCAGGCUUCUUGAAGGGGAAUCUGAACUCUCAGACAAGGACAAAACAAGUGUCCAGGAGUUGGCCUACGCUUGGGAUCUCCCUGGCCUUACUGGAAAUAACCGAAGAUGGCUUUUUGAGAAGAUGUUGAUCCAUGCUGUAAUUGGACGUGUCACACGACAAAUCAAACAAUUCAGGCGUGGUCUUAAAGAGACACCAAUGUGGACAUUGCUGACCAAACGACCGGACACAGUGGCCCAGCUUUUUCCACAGGAGAGAGCAGUGGAUUGUAACCCUGCGAUGCAGCACAUCACCUGGCCUCAUGAAGAUGAUGAUGACGAAGACGACGAUUAUUCACUUGACACAAUAUGCCGCAUAUCAGGUUAUCUUAGCCACUUCAUUGAAAAUGAUAUGUGUACAGAGUUGGAAAUCUUGCCAAUGUGUUAUUAAAAUAAGUUAGUCACCCAAAGUUUUUAUUUAUAAGUGGCAGGUUACUUUUUA